CCGACACAAGCGGUUGUGUGAAUAUCUAAAAACGCUCGGGAGCAGCGGUGAGAACUCACUUAGAAACACCUCGAAGGUGCCGUACAUCGAUUAUGCUUGCAGUGGGGCGUCAACACGAACAAAUUAUCACCAAGCGCGAAUCCAGCAAUAGUGGCGAUGGGGGCGACGAAGUGAUUUCGGCACACAGCGACCACAGACUUCGCGACGACGAUCACAGCGACGUCGAAUGCAAAGGCUGCCGCUCGCUGUUGACCGAAAAUCAGUUGCUUCGGGAACUGCUCCUUCGUACGUCCCCCGACGCCCAGCAAAUUAUCCACGCGUUCGACAAGCGGCUAGACAACCAGCGCCAACGCCUUGAGGUGGUGGGGGGACUGAAGAUCAAAAGCCCAGUCAAUUCGAGCCAUACGAUCAAAGUGAAACCCACGGGGGCGCUGUCACAGCCCAUCACGCCCGACGUGUUCCGCAAACUAUCACAUUCAGCCGCGCUGGAGCUGGCCAAGGUCCACCCGUCGUACAAAGAGCUGUAUGACCUCGCGGCCAACCCGAACGGGAGUUUGUUCGAGCGCGUAUUGAGCUCCGAUGCGUUCACGGAAGAGCAAAAGCGGAAGCAAGUGCAGUUGGCCCUCCUUCGCCAAAAGGAGCUCAAUGACUUGGACACGCAGCCGCGGAUCGCUGUCAAGUCUCCCAAAGCUAGAGAGGGGUCGCAUAUUUCCACGUCCCCUCGACAUGGCGCGUCAUCCCCUCAACACGCCACGUCACCGCGCAACUCGCUCGACUCGCCUGGCGACAAUUACUUCAAAUUGCACAACAAUGUUGCCCUUCAUAAGAAUUGACACGAAUACAAACGAUAAUUGAAAAUCCCACAAUAAGUUGAAAUCAGC
Aphanomyces astaci is the source of this 881-nucleotide messenger RNA. RefSeq lists its product as hypothetical. The transcript is spliced from 2 exons. NCBI's taxonomy places the organism in Eukaryota, Oomycota, Saprolegniomycetes, Saprolegniales, Verrucalvaceae. Bases 93 to 833 code for a protein of 246 amino acids. The record is from RefSeq and is a predicted model, not a curated record.